AUGUUAUACCCGCCCAAUGCUAGAACUAGCACUGCCUUGCCCCUGCCGACGCCACUUAUUGAGAAUCCCUCUUCCUUGAAUGCAAGCCCCGGUGGAGCACUUGCUAACUCUAUUCCAUGUACUUUGAGUUCGGCGUUUCCUACUGGCGCUUCAGAGGUUACAGCUUCUUCUGAACAUUCAGCAUGCUCAUUCGACUUAAUUCAUCCCCAUAAGUCGAAUGUCACUUCCGCCGCUGACACUCCUACCUCAGAUGUCGCUUCAGCUACUGUCGCCACUGCCCCUUUGACAGGACUGCUAGGCCCUUGGCUACCUCUCCCCCAUCCUACCUUUUCAACUGGCCUAUAUCCUCUCCACCCGUUGGCUGUGAACAGCUUGCUUGGUCAUUCAUGCUGCGUACUGCCACGCCAAGCCUCUGAUGGCGCCAACUCCGCAACUUUGGCUGCUGCUCCCUCUGUCAGCCCUUUCCCGGCAACCGUACCUCUCUGUACUUUCCGCCACCUUGUUGCCGGUCCCUCAGUUCCUCCUCUUCUCAUACCUCAAGUAACUAGUUUGUCGGGUCCUAGAUCACACGCUUUGCAGCUUCCUUAUCAUAUGCGUGCUGGAUUCCUUCGUCGGCAGAUCGAUUUUUACUUUAGCGAGACCAAUCUAGUCCAUGAUCUUUUCCUUCGACGUCAGAUGGAUCCUGAAGGCUGGGUCAGUUUAGCAACUAUUGCCUCGUUCAAACGGAUCGCAUCUGAUCGAGCGAAGGUUUGCUAG
Messenger RNA from Protopolystoma xenopodis, 756 nucleotides. NCBI's taxonomy places the organism in Eukaryota, Metazoa, Platyhelminthes, Monogenea, Polystomatidea, Polystomatidae. The record is from the annotation of a GenBank genome assembly.